This is a messenger RNA of Stomoxys calcitrans (stable fly), 2114 nucleotides long. RefSeq names its product probable cytochrome P450 6a14. Gene Ontology annotation, molecular function: heme binding; oxidoreductase activity, acting on paired donors, with incorporation or reduction of molecular oxygen; iron ion binding. The coding region runs from base 108 to 1622 and encodes 504 amino acids. The record is from RefSeq and is a predicted model, not a curated record. NCBI's taxonomy places the organism in Eukaryota, Metazoa, Arthropoda, Insecta, Diptera, Muscidae. The transcript has 2 exons.
CCUUUCUUUGAUAUUUCAAUGUCUAUGUGAUCAGACUCUUGAAUUGAUAAAGAAUAAAUCCAGUUUAAAAUAGACAGCUGCUCAAACAACUGUAGAUAGCGGCAAAAAUGAUAUUGGUUACCCUAAUUGUUGUUGGGCUUAUCACAUUGCUGAUGUACCUGUACAACUUAUACAGCUAUUGGCAGAGACAUGGUGUGCCACAGGAAACUCCCUUGCCCAUAUUGGGUAACAUGAAGGGUGUUGGUACUUCAAAACAUUUUCGUGAAAUUAUUCGAAGGCUUUACACAAAAUUUAAGGGUAAAGCUCCCAUAGGAGGCUGUUAUGUCUUUGUAAACAAGGCGGCCAUAGUACUGGAUUUGGAGUUGGUAAAACAUAUACUGAUCAAGGAUUUUUCAAACUUUCAUGAUCGUGGAGUUUUCAAUAAUGUACGCGAUGAUCCUCUCACUGGACAUCUGUUCACGCUAGAGGGUGAACAAUGGCGUGCCAUGAGAAAUAAAUUGACUCCGGUCUUUACCUCGGCCAAAAUGAAGUAUAUGUUUCCAACAGUGGUCAAAGUGGGACAACAUCUGGGUGAGGUGGUUGCUGACAUGUUAAAGAAAGCCCCUGAAGAUACGAUUUUGGAAAUUAAAGAUCUAUGUGCCCGUUUUACCACCGAUGUCAUUGGUACCUGUGCCUUUGGCAUUGACUGCUGCAGCCUCAAAGAUCCCAAUGCGGAAUUUCGUCGUAAAGGAAGAUCCAUAUUCACCGAGAUGAGACAUCAUCCUUUGGUGCAACAAUUCAUGUUCACCAAUCCUAAAGUGGCACGAAAAUUACGCAUGAAAUUCUUUACCGACAAAGUUUCCACAUUCUUUUUGAAAGUCAUACGCGAAACUGUGGAGUAUAGGGAGAAAAAUUCCAUAAAACGUAAUGACUUUUUGGAUUUGCUGAUUGAGUUGAAGGCAAAGGACCAAGAAUUGGCCAGAGAAUCGCAAGGCAUAGAUUUGUCUCAGGGUCUAACCAUUGAGCAAAUGGCAGCUCAGACUUUUGUAUUCUUUUUGGCUGGUUUUGAGACUUCCUCGACCACCAUGUCAUUUUGCCUGUACGAGUUGGCACGUCAUCCUCAGAUACAAGAGAAGCUGCGACAGGAGAUUUUGAAGAAUUUAAAGGAAAAUAAUAAUGAGGUGACCUAUGAGGGUCUACAUGGCAUGGAGUACUUAGAUCAAGUGGUUUCAGAAACGUUGCGCUAUUAUCCUGUUCUGCCUAGCCUUUUGCGCACCACCAAAUCUGAUUAUCGAAUACCCCAAACAUCUCUGAUUAUAGAGAAGGGUACCACCGUUGUUAUUCCCGUGGAUGCCAUACACCAUGAUCCCGAGUACUAUGAGCAACCAAAUGAAUUUAAGCCAGAAAGAUUUACAGCCAGUGAAAACGAAAAACGUCAUUCUUGUGCCUAUUUGCCCUUCGGUGAUGGUCCUCGCAACUGUAUAGGCAUGAGAUUUGGCAAAAUGCAAACUAAGAUUGGCCUUGUGGAGUUGUUGAGACACUUUCGCUUUGAGAGUUGUCAGCAAACGGAAAUUGUUAUGGAUAAUAAGAAUUUGCUGGUGACAACAGAAGGGGGCAUUAAAUUGAAAGUUACAGCGGUGUGAUAAAGACUCAUUUUAUGGUAAUCAACAUUCUUAACAACGUCAUCAAUAUUUUGUAUGUAGGGUUGCCCAAAAAGUAAUUGCGGAUUUUUUAAAAGAAAGUAAAUGCAUUUUUAAUAAAACUUAGAAUGAACUUUAAUCAAAGGCUUUAUAUAGAAAAUGUGGCCACUAGAUUUACAUCAUUUCAUUUUUUUUAAUUAAUUUUCUAAUAAAAUAAAUAUGUAUGUAUAUGCAGUUAAUUUUUGUACAUCCAAUUUAACUAAUUCUAGUAUUUUUCUAAACAAAUUGCUAUCUCCCUGACUGACCGGCUUGUAUUCCAAGAUUGCAUACAAAUAACAUAAACUUUCCACAAAAAAAUCAAACGCCCAUAAAAUAAGCAGCUAAAUGUAUACAUAUUCAUAACCUUGGACUUGUGUGUGCCGGAUUUUUUUUAAUUGAAUCUAAAGUCGGUUUGUUUACAAAAUAAACUGUUGUGAGAAAUGCGAGAGAGCAAGA